CAACAACCAAUGUUUUCGCCACAAAUCUCUUAAGAAUGAAUGAAUGAGGUGCUGCGACGCGGAGCGCAUGCUGAACGCGACUGCUUAGGUUUGCUAAAAAAGUGCCAGUGCGAUGCGGCAGUUGUCAGGGGGAGAUCGGAGAGGAGGGGGUCUGAUUGGCUGAAGCGGUGCUGUUGCCCCGGCGACGGCAGGGGGGGUACGGAAGCGUUGCCGUGCGGCGUGAUCUCCUCCGCGCUGCGUGGAUGGAGGAAGCAGCUGCUGAUCUUUUGACACAGCGCGAGCGAAAGGCUACUGCAUGAAAAAGCACGGCAGCUUUUGUCGUCGGACGCCACAGUAGAAUGCACGAAUACCCUCCUGGUUUGAUGGGUCCGAUAAUCGGCAUGUCUCCAGAUAAGAAAGCCGAAUCUCCUGGAGCACAGGGAGCGUGUGGAGCUGGGACUCUCCCUGAAGCAGAGAGUGCUUCCAGUCCAAUGGCCACCAGUCUAGAUCAAAUUGGUCGAUCUGUCAGUGUUGUGGCAGGCGAGUCUGAAGACGACGAGCUCACAAACCUGAACUGGCUUCAUGAGAACUUGCUACAGAACUUCUCUCUUGGAGGGCCCGAGGCACAACCCAUCAACAGCCCACUGUUUGACAUUGAGGGUGGCAUCGGGUCACCACAUAGCAACACCAAUUCAUCCGCCUCCUCUGUUUCGACAGGAAGCGAAAGAGAUCCUUACAAGUCUAAGCCUCCCUUCUCUUUCUCCUUAUUGAUAUACAUGGCCAUCGAGCAGUCACCUAGCAAAUCUCUCCCAGUGAAGGACAUCUACGGCUGGAUCCUCAAGCAUUUUCCAUAUUUCUCCAGCGCCCCUACUGGCUGGAAGAACUCAGUGCGCCACAACCUGUCUCUUAACAAGUGCUUCCGCAAAGUAGAGAGAAGCAUAGGAAAGACCAAUGGGAAAGGCUCUCUGUGGUGCGUUCAUCCUGAGUUUCGGCCCAUGCUGAUGCAGGCCCUGAAGAAGCAGCACUUCCCCAAUGCUCAUGCCUUCUGCACCCCGCCUGCCUCCCCUCCUAGUGCCUCAUCUCCUCCUCAUCACCUCUUCACUUCGGAGCAGGGCUGUGCCCUAAAAGACCCAGAAGAACAAGAAGGACCCAUCGAUCUCUCCAGAAGGGACUUGGUGGUGGUGAGUCGGGAUCCAAAGCAGGAUCACAACUACAGCAGCACCCCUGCCCCUCCCUGCCCUCGCCAGAUGCCUCUUUCACAGCCGCUCAACUUCAGCCUAGGUUUGCACCACGAUCAGGAGAGACGAUGGCCACACAAUCCACUGCAGGGUCAGCUUUUAGGGAAACGCAGCCGAAGAGAUUCACGUCCCGAUGUGGAUGAGGAGCUCAAGGAGGCGGCUGGAUCGCUAUUACACCUAGCCGGUAUUCGCACCAGUUUAGUCGCCUCAAGACGCAAGAGCAGGAAACUCAGUAGGAAAUGAACCCAAUUCUGUAACUUCAUCCUGUGGCCUGCCCAACCUAUUUAUCUCGCUCUCUCCUCUGGUUUGGUGUUUCUUCCUUUUCAUUUCUAGUUUUUGGGGUGUUUUCUUUUCGUCUUUUUAACCGGGAUUACAUCCCCGGUCCACUCAUCAAAACAUGGCAAUACAAACACAGGAGAGAAAAGCCAUACUGACAUGUUUUAUGUACAGAAAACAAACAGCCCACGUCAUUUUGAGUUCAUACGAAGAGGAUUUGAAGAUGUUAAUCAUUACAAAAAAACACACUGGUUAAAGAAAAAAAGAUUUGCAUGCUUCCACCUCUAAAUCAACACAAAACUUAUUUAUAUGAAGAAAAAAAAAAACGAAUGCAUGGAUUGUACAAGCUCCCACGCUUCUUCACCAUAGAAGGAAACAAAAAAAGCUUAAGAAAACAUCAAUUUGAAAGUGCCAUUGAUUUUUGGAUCAUACUAUAAACAUGAUACAAAGAAGAAAUGCAAUAAUUAGUCCACCUAAAUACCUGUAGUUCUUUUAUUUUUGUACUGCUGGUUUAUAUCUCAUGUGUUGUGACGGCAUGCCCCUGGGAGCCUUUCGCUGCCGCAGUUAUGAUGUCAAAGUCACAUGACUCUUCUCGUGCAUCCUGAUUGGAUCAUUUGUGUGUCCCCGCCCCCCGAUCCUGAUCAUUAUGACUGGAGGACAGCUCGAAAGAAUCAGCUUGCAUGCACCUCCACCUCAGUGUUUCCCAGACGCCAGCGAUCUCAAUAAUCAGGUUUUGGACUUGAUUCAUAUGUGUACUGCUUGCUUUUGGAGCAGCCAAUGACAAAACAAGAACCUCUUUAGCUCCUCUAUAAGAUUCAAAUCAACUCAAAGAGUCAUCUCCACCCAAAGCAGGCUUUUGUUUUGGUAGAAAACGUGAGGAAUUGUCCAGCAGGGGGAGCUCCAUGAAACGCCACUUUCCCACUGCUGCUUUUGAGGCCUCCAGAGAGUCGUGAGGAAACCAGAAACAAUGUGAAUUGCACUAUAAACGCGCCUGCAAACAGGAGAGAGACGUUCUCCCAUCACUGCGGCUCACAGAUGGUGCUGACUUUGGGAGAAAUAAUCAAUGGGAGAGCCAAACGGACGUAAAGUGUGCUCCUAAGAUGUUUGAUUUUUUUUUUUUUUUUCUUUUUCGCCAAAGCUGCUGCUCACAAAACUUUGCCUGGCUGUGUGUGACCUUCGGUUUGUUCCUGAUUGGGUUUUUAAGUGUUUGUUUGAGACUACAUUAGGAUUUUAUAUACCCACGCAUGUGAAAUUGUGAACUAUAACUGCCACUUGCCCCAUUACACUGGCAAAACCUGAACUUCCUGAAUGAGUUGAUUAUUUAAAAACUGCCUAUCCUCGUGAAGCUCUUUCGCUGUCACUUUAAUCAUCGCUGCCAAUCCUUCUCCUCCCGGCUGUACAUAGUGCUAAUACAGAAUGCAAGUAUUAACGCAGGGAGGGGAGCCGAGCAGUAGUUUUAGAAUUUGAGGCCAAUUUUGAAAACCGCUGCCUAUUAUUAUUAUUAUUAUAGUAUUAUUAUUAUUGAGAUAUGGUCCACUAACUGAGUUGCCACUUCCCCAUCAGUUUUGUCAUGUUCGUCUGCUAUGAAGGCGGCAGGCUGAACCUGAUUUUUGAUUUUGUAAGCUAACCUCUGUUAAUAAAAGGUUUAUAAAGUUUAUUUUUGCCAAAGAUAUGCAACUGUUGCAUUAUAUAUGGUAUUAAAGAAUAAAAGAGUUUUUUUUCUUUUACUGA
Danio rerio (zebrafish) is the source of this 3224-nucleotide messenger RNA. The record is from RefSeq and is a predicted model, not a curated record. NCBI's taxonomy places the organism in Eukaryota, Metazoa, Chordata, Actinopteri, Cypriniformes, Danionidae.